AUAAUUUCCAUGGCUUCCGGUCAGGGGAAUCAAGAUGGAAGGGAACAAGGAUGAGAGUGUAAAAUGUAUAUUGAUAGCUAGGAAAUACAUAAAGACAGGAGAAAAAGAAAAAGCUGUUAAGUUCCUUAACAAAGCUGAAAGGCUUUAUCCAUCAGAGGAAGCCAAAGAACUUCUUGCUCAGCUUCAUAUGGCUAAUGGUGAUGCUCAAGCAAAUGAAGAAGAGUCAGAUUCUAGUUGUACACAAGAUAAAACAGACAGUGGUGUAAAACAUAGACAUAGGCAUAGGACUAAUUCCUCAGGAAGGGAAAACAAAGAGAAUGAGAAAUUAAAAGAUUCACAUGGAUAUAAAAGAGAUUACACAGCAGAACAGUUGGAAGCAGUAAAAAGGGUUAAGAAAUGCAAGGACUAUUAUGAGAUUCUUGGGGUCAGCAGGGAAGCAAAUGAGGGAGAACUGAAAAAAGCUUAUAGAAAACUAGCACUUCAGUUUCAUCCAGACAAAAACCAUGCACCAGGUGCUGGAGAAGCAUUCAAAGCAAUAGGCAAUGCCUACUCUGUGUUAAGUAAUCCUGAAAAAAAGAGGCAAUAUGAUCUGUUUGGCAACGAAGAAGAACAUGACAUUCGCCACCACAGACGGCGGCAUUACUAUGAUGCAUACAGUCGAGGUUUUGAAGCUGAUAUUUCUCCAGAAGACCUGUUUAACAUGUUCUUUGGUGGAGGUUUCCCCUCGGGUGACGUGCAUGUGAGAAGACAACAUUUCCAUGGACAUAGUCAAAGGGCCUCUAGACAGAGUGGAGAUGCAAAUAUUACUCUAUUACUCCAAUUGGCACCAAUCUUAUUGCUGGUAUUCCUGUCCAUGUUAAGUAGUUUCUUUGUAGGAGAUCCCAUAUAUACUUUACAUAGAACUAGUAAAUAUACAGAAGAAAGAAAAACAGGAAACAUAGGUGUACUCUACUAUGUUAAGCCUGGGUUUAGCACAGAGUACGUUGGAAGUAUAAAAAAGGUUGAGAAAAGUGUAGAAGAGGAAUAUAUUGGUAAUUUAAGGACAAACUGUUUUAAGGAGAGGAACUAUAAAGAGAACAUGAUGUGGAGAGCUAGAAAUUUUGCUGAUCGUGCUUUAUGGGAGCGUGCUCAGGGUAUGAGGACUCCUUCUUGUGACAAACUACAAGAGAUUUAUGCUUGAAUAAGAAGCAUAAAUUAUAGUAUACUUGUUAGACCAGAACACAUUUUCAUGGAGUGUCUUUUAUCUGGAAUAUUUCUUGAACCAUGGGAGCUAGUCAGCUGUUUUCAAACAAAUGCCUCUAUUCUGUGAUCAUGAGUAGACCUCAAGCUACUGUGACACAGUUGGGUGACAGUGCACUAGGGAUGCAGAUAUACCAUUAACUUACUUUCCACAAUCAAGUCUUUUCUUUCUUGGUGCAAUGAUCAAGACAACUUUGUUCAAAUCUGUGAAAGUGUACAUGUUUUCAAGUGUUGUAAGUAAAGAAACAACAUGUAAGGAUACUAUAUAAUACCUGGUUACAGGAAAUAUUGAUAUGAUAUUUAUAUAUGGAAAAGAAUUUCCCAAGAUGGUCAAGUGGCCAAUCAUAUUAAGUAACAAACCCUUUGGUACUUGACACUGCUAAUUGAGGUGAAGAAAGUGUACUGUUUGUUCCCGCUUGGUGUUGUGCUUUGGGUAAAGUUAGACAUGUCAGUAUGAAUCCAUUAUAUGAAAAACGGCUACCUGUUGAACAUGGUGUGUAAAAAAAGAAAGCGCCUUCCUAGUCACCUUAGGAAGGAAUAUUUUAGCAGGUGCUUGGAUGUUUAUUGAUGCAGAUUGAUUGUUCUGAUUUUUACUGAUGAGCAAACUUAAAUGUGGUAUGGCACAAAUUGAUCUCAUAUGUACAAUCCUUCAAAGGUAUACCAAUUUGUCCUUGUAUGUUUUCUGUACACCAAUACUUACUGAAAGGAGAGAUGAAAAAUUCCAGUUGAUAUGCCUAUUGAUUUGUCUUUUUCUCAUCAAUUUUUUUUCAUCAUUGCAUAUUUGAGUAGUUAUUGCUGAAAUCAGACCACGGUGUUGUUUCAGGCAAGCACACUAGUUCCCAGUUCAGUAUUACUGCCUGUGAUGGCAUACAGGUUUUAGCUGUAUGUAGCAAGUUUACAGCCAUGGAGCUGGCUGAUUCUCCAGCAGUGAUUUAUGUGGUCUCACCUGUGUAGGUCUAUCAAUGUAAACUCCUCACAACAUGAGGUAAAGGUUGAGGUAUUGGUAUGGCUGGCUUGUCUUAGGGCAUUAAGAGUAGCAAUGGCAGGGGAACUAUGGAGAGAGAUUAGGAAGAGGAAGGGUAUUUAGUAUAAUAGAGUAUUUAUAACCAGGAGAUAAUUUUCCCUCCUUUUCUGUAUAUGAUGUUGACAGAGAGUAUACCUUUCUCUUUUCUAGUAUUCCUGGUAGAAUUGUCAUGUGUUUCGUGGUUCUUUUAUUUUCAAAGACCUGCUAUAAUCAAGGCCUUUUGAGUGUCAUUGCCUCAUUGCCUUGCUUAUAGAGACAACCAUUAGUUUGAAAUAAACAUCAAAACACCAAACCUCUUGCUUACACAGGAUACCUGCUGUUUGUUGUGACACUUAAGCACCUGACAUAACCGUUUUUAUAGCACUUCAAAGAAAUAAUGUUGAGGAUUUUUAGGCUCAUUUACAAGUGGGGUCCUUUGUUUGACACCUCAUGUGAAUACACACCACUUCAUAGGAUAUAUUAGUCAUAUUGAUGUAUUUAUUAACAAUUGCCCCAUGUCUUGUUCUUUUGGUUAAUAUUAAGGGCUGUAGUAAUGUUAUAUAUUUUCAUUAAAUACUGCCAAGAGAGAUGUCCCAAAGGUAUGUCCUAUUUAGAGAUAACUUUUUGAAUGAUGUGAGUGGACAAUUUCAAGCGGAAGCUUGAUCGAUUGCCAGCAUAUUUAGAGCUAUUUAACAGGAGGGUUGUAAUGAAAAACAUUGGGAGUAUGUCAUCAUAAUUACCCUGAGAUUCAUUUCCAACGUGCACCAGCUUCUUAUUUUCAAUUCCACAUCAGAUUAGUGAAAAUAUAGAUAUUAAGAAACUGGUCCACAUUGGGCUUGGUGGCAGUGAUAGUUAAAUAUAGUGUUUGUAAUGGAAAUUGGCAAAAGGGAAUCACUAUGCUACUCAUCUUUAUUUGCUACAACAGAGCCAACUAAAAAUGUCACUGGCAGAUCCAAUAUACAGUAUAAUUAAAAGAAAAAGGUGUCUUUUGGCCCUCUAACUCACUGCUGCUAAGGGGGUGAGGGGGCAUCUCUACCAUUUUGCUUUUGGAAUGGGAUUAUGUUUGUGUGUGUGUGUGGGGGGUUAUGCCCUUGCUCAACCUGGACCUAUCUAUGAAUUUGAUAUAAUGUAGGCUCUCCAAAUAAAGAAUGCAAGGUCACAAUAACAAUCAAAAUAUGUAAUAAAUGUAAUUCAGUUUUUUAGGGUAUAGUGUGGAAAACAUCAUGUAAGGGGUUAUUUUCUUCAGUGAUGUCUUAACAAACGCUGCAUUUAUGCAGUUUUCUUAAUUAAGUCAAUUUUAAGGAAUAAAUUAAGAAUACAAUACCUUGGUUUCUGGCAUUAGGUAGACUUCUUUAGCAAUUUAUAUUUAUGUUUUGGGUGCUAUGUUGUAAUGUAAUUUUCAUUUUGUUAAAACUUUGGAAAAACACAUCCAAGAAUGAUAUAGAUGAAGGAAACAGAUGAAGAGAGAUGAAAUGAUAUAUAUUUAGAAAGUAUAAGAAUUUUCUAAUUUGUUUGCUGAGAUCAAAUGAACAAUUGUAUUAUACUUCUAACAGGACUUUCGUUGGCAAAAGAAGCACCAUUGUACAUAUAUAUUAUAAUAACUCUUUAAUUCCAACCUUUUUCCAAUGAUGUGCAAUUAAUGUAAACAAGAUUUAGUGGUAUGAAGAGUUACCAUUGAAUUGAAUAUGUACAUAAAUACAUGUAAAGACUUAUUUAAAGAGGUAACAUUUUGAUUCUGUAGCCAGUGUAAAUAAAUGAUGUGAUGA
This is a messenger RNA of Lingula anatina, 4008 nucleotides long. Its product is annotated as dnaJ homolog subfamily B member 12. The record is from RefSeq and is a predicted model, not a curated record. Lineage: Eukaryota; Metazoa; Brachiopoda; Lingulata; Lingulida; Lingulidae. Gene Ontology annotation, molecular function: Hsp70 protein binding. Gene Ontology annotation, biological process: cellular response to misfolded protein. Gene Ontology annotation, cellular component: endoplasmic reticulum membrane.